Molecule: messenger RNA, 1035 nt
Organism: Parastagonospora nodorum SN15
Lineage: Eukaryota; Fungi; Ascomycota; Dothideomycetes; Pleosporales; Phaeosphaeriaceae
Exons: 2
Coding region: 1-1035 (344 amino acids)
Biological process (GO): phosphatidylinositol phosphate biosynthetic process; inositol phosphate biosynthetic process
Cellular component (GO): nucleus; cytoplasm
Molecular function (GO): inositol hexakisphosphate kinase activity; inositol-1,4,5,6-tetrakisphosphate 3-kinase activity
Source: RefSeq, a predicted model, not a curated record
AUGGCUACCAAAACCUUCGACGCGUCGAAACUGCAGAGCUUCGGCAAUGCCGCUGCCGGCCAGUAUUACCUCUCCAGCGACGGUGUCCUUAGCGACGAAAGCGGUGCUGUCGUGGUAAAGCCAUGUACCGUUGCUGAGAUUGCCUUCUAUGAGUCUGUAGCUGCCUCACAUGCUGAUCUCGUUCCUCACCUACCAACAUUCAUGGGCCAGUUGACCCUCUCCGCCGAACAGACGGCCGACACGGCCGUGGAGAGCGGCACAAUACAAACGGGAGACGGCAGCGUGGAGCGUUUGCAUGGGAAGAAGCUUUCGACCGAGCUCCACAUCGUCCUCGAGAACAUCACAAAUGGGUUCAAGAAGCCAAAUGUGCUGGAUCUGAAGCUUGGCGCACAGCUGUGGGACGAGGACUCGAAGCCAGAGAAGAGAGCAAGGCUGGAUGCCGUCAGCGCGGAGACAACCAGCGGCAGCCUGGGCUUCAGGAUUGCAGGCAUGCGCACUUACAAGGGCACGCCAACUUGCGACGCGCCCAAGGAACUGCAGAAAUUUGUCGAAGUAGACAAGGAGGGGGGCUAUUGGGUCUUCAACAAGAUGUACGGCCGCAAGUUCAGCGCUGAAGACGUCGACGGCGGCUUCGUUUCCUACAUCUUUCCUGGCACCAAGUCGCAAGCGGAGCUCGAGCGGGCGAGAGAAGUGCUUGCUUUCUUCCUCGGCGAGGUCAAGGAUAUCAUCGAGGUAUUUGAGAAGAAGGAGAGCAGGAUGUACAGCGCGAGCAUAUUACUUGUCUACGAGGGUGAUGUGGACGAAUAUGCAAAGACCAAGCAGAUUCUGCGGUCCGCGCACCCAGAGGGCGAAGAAGAGGACGAAGACAACUUACCGAAAUUGGCGGCGGUCAAGAUGAUUGACUUUGCACACGCGACGUGGCAGCCAGGAAAAGGACCCGAUGAGAAUGCUCUGAAAGGCAUGCGGAGCACAGCCAAGAUAUUGAAGCAACUCCUUGACAAAACAGAGAAGGAAGUGGAUACAGCGGAUGAGUAG